AUGACGAUUCCGAGUCCUGUCACGGGCGUGAGACAGUCGGCCCAAGGCGAGUUUCUGCGCGUCAGGCAGCAGCGGCCCACGCGUGGCCACGCUCGCGGGAGGUUGUUGUUGGUUUACCUGCUGUUUGUUUCUUCCCCACGCGUGUUCGUGUUCCUGAUGCGCGGCGCGAUGGCGAGGCGGCGAGCGUGGCUGCUGCUGCUGCCGUGUUUCGUGUGUGUCCUGCUGCGGCUGUGUCCCGCCGCGGGGCGGGGUCUGCCGGUGUCGCCCGCGCCGGGGGGCCCCUCGCCCGCCGGUCAGCGGGGCUGUCCUCUCUCCCUCCCUCUCCCUCUCUGGCUGGCUGUGGUCAGCGGGGCUGUCCUCUCUCCCUCUCCCUCUCUGGCUGGCUGUGGUCAGUGGUCAGCGGGGCUGUCCCCUCUCCCUCUCUGUCCGGCUGCAGGCUGUGAGAUCCCCUCGGAGCAGCAGGUCCGCUGUGGUCUCCCGGACACCAGCCCGGCCGCCUGCCAGGCCCGGGGCUGCUGUGUGGACAACACGACGAGCGGCUGCUACUACCCGCUGAACGUGUGCACGCGGGACGGCCACUUCAUCUUCACGGUCCACCGGCACGACACGGUGCCGGACACGGACCCGCGGGGCCUGGUGGCGGGGCCCAGCGGGUGUGCGCCCGCGCUGGCCACGCCCCACUACGCCAUCUUCGCCAUCGGCCUGCAGCUGUGCGGCGUGCGCUCCUCGGUGGAGGGCAACGCCACGGUGUACGCGGUGGAGGUGCGCGGCACCAGGCUGGCGACGGCGCAGGUCGCGUACGGGCAGAUCAGCAGGGACGUGCCCUUCAGCAUGCAGGUGCGCUGCCGGCUCGUCCCCGGCUCCUUCAGCAGCCGCGGGUUCCUGGUGAGGGACCUGCCUCCGCCUGUGGCCUCCGCCGCCGGACAGCUGCGCCUCGAGCUCCGCGUCGCCAGAGAUGGCUGUUACCGCUCUUACUUCCCCCAGGCUGCCCUCCCCCUGCAGCUGCGCCUGAAGGCCCCCCUGUUCCUGGAGGUGCGGCUGGUGUUGCCCCCCGACCCCAGCCUGGUGCUGCUGGUGCACUACUGUGUGGCGUACCCCAGAUCCGCGCAGGCCGCCUGGGUGCUCAUCUACGACGGGUGCCCCAACGAGGUGGACCCCGACUCUGUGGACAUCAAGGUGCAGCCAGCCGACCACCCCAGACACUACCGGCGCUUCACCGUGCAUACCUUCCAGUUCGUGAACCCCAACACGGGCCGCUACCUGGGGGAGGAGGUGUACAUCAUGUGUGUGACCGAGGUCUGCUCUCCCGCUGUCCAGUCCUGUGACCCCAAGUGCUUUGACCCUAAAACCAUGAGGAUGCAGCUUCCUGGCUCCAAGCCUGUGCCAGGGGACAUCGCUGUCCAGCAGGGCCCCUUCCUCAUGCCCAAGGCUUGGCCACCCAAGUGAAGGCCGGUCCAGUGGGGAGGGGCCUGCUGUUCUGGCCCUGUGUGACUAUGCUGCUGCUGUGUGGUUGGUCAGUGUGGAGAUACGAGUGAUGUUGCAAUAAAAAAACAAACUGAACUGA
Molecule: messenger RNA, 1564 nt
Organism: Lepisosteus oculatus (spotted gar)
Lineage: Eukaryota; Metazoa; Chordata; Actinopteri; Semionotiformes; Lepisosteidae
Source: RefSeq, a predicted model, not a curated record